GCUUUACCUCGGCUUAUGCCGGAUUUACCGCCCAGACCCAGCGCUCGGGGAAGGGGCGGGCGGCGCAGCCCCUCGAGCAGCGGGAACAGCCGCCGAGCCCCCGCCCCGAGCCCCCUCACCCGGCGCUGCCCGAGCCCCGGGGGCCGGCCAGGAGCACCGCCCGCAACAGGCGGCCGCGGCAGGCCCCGCUGGCGGGGCCGGGGAGGGCAGCGACAGCCGGGCAGCCCCCCGGCCGUCCCGCCAGGCUCGGCUGCACUCACCGCUCCGGAGCGCGGGGCGGCCCGUCACGGAGGGGCGGCGGGAGCGGCGCUGCCCGGGCCCCGAGGCGGCGGAGCGGCGGCGGCCCCGGUGGCUGCGCCGCUCGGCGGGGCCGGGCUGGGCGGGGCCGGACGUGAGCGAACUUCCGCGGGCGGCGGGGCCGCCAUGGCGGCAAAAAGUCCUGCUGAUAGUACUCCAAGAAGGCCUGUUUUAUCUGUCAGUGCAAGAAAAAUUAAAGAUAAUGCAGCAGACUGGCAUAAUUUAAUGAUGAAAUGGGAGAGACUGAAUGAUAAUGGAUUUACUAUGGCAAACAAAAUAGUCAACAUGAAGAUCAGUGAGCAAUUUCAAGACAGAAAACUGGAGAUAGCAUGUGAUAACAGUGUCACAGAACCUGAAAAGCCAACCCCAAGAUACAACGAAGAACUGGACAAUUGCUGUGCAGAAUUACUCGAGACCUUAAAGCAGAUGACAAAAAUACAACUGAAAAUGGAAAAGCUUACUUUGACUACUAAAGCAAUCUGUGACUUGGAAGCAUUUCACCAUGGAGCUGGGAAUUGCACAGCACCCUUCUUUCAUACAUGGCCCACACCAUAUUUCUAUGAGGUCUCUUUGAAGCUCUCUGAAAUGUACAAGAAGGAACUACAACUCAAGCAAGCAAUUGUACAAGACAUAGCUCAUUCUGCUGACCAGGAUCUGCUGAUGGUGCAUUUAUCAUCAUGGUUAUACCAGCCUUACAUUGAGAACAGCAGCACACUGCUACUUGAAGCCAUGCUGCUGGAGACAGGACACAGAAAGUGCUAGAAUUCCAAAAGUUACAUGGCUGGCUUCUAAUGAUGCUUACAUGAAACUGAAAUGGCAAAUUGCAAGGCUUACCACGCAUGGUGUACUUGAACUGGCUGCAACCACGGUAGUGUUUGGAGACCUUGAAGCCGACGCUGCGGCACGAGUAGCUUUCUGUCCAUUUACCAUCUUAGAUGUGGGAAUCUUGUUCACAGACACUGAUCCAUGAGAUGGCAAAGGUCUCUGCAUAAGCAACUGAACUGGAGACUCGGAAGAACUAUGCAGGAAUAGCUGCUGCUGCUCAGUUCCUGAAACAGGCUGUAUCCUAAUUAUCUGGGGAUUAAUAAUGCCAAGUCCUGGCAUGCUAGAAUUCCUACCAACCGGCUGACUCAGCGUUAUAGUUUUGGACUGGACUGGUGCCAAUGAUGUCAUUGGCCUUUCAGUUUCCUUCAUCUGUCCUGGCUGAACUUGGACACAAAUGGCUUCCAGCUGCUUUUGUGGAAAAAAGGAAGAGUUGCAAUUACACAAAUACAGUAUUAAUAAAUACAGUACUUAUCAAGAUAAUACACACAUGCCCUUAAAGAAAAGCUUGAAGAAACCACUGCACAUCAUAAGUUUUCCAUUUUAAUGCAUCAAAGCACAGAUUUAACAUCAAAGCAUAAAUUCCCUUCCUUCCAGCUACGGGUUUUCCUGCACAUUUACUGCUGUGAUUGCUGUUCAACUAAAGCAUGUAAAGUUUGCUCUGAGGCCAUGUCACAGCUUUGUUUCCUGCUAGCAGGCCUGUCUGGAAUAGCAGAGUCAACACCAUCACCAACGCACAUUCAUAACCUUCAGCAAACCCCACACGCAGAACUACAGCGUGCUACAUGACACAGGCCAAAUACCUGGUCCAGAACGCACUAUAAUAUGUGCUCACUUCAAAAAAACUUUGUGGUGAUGAUUCAGAGAAGGUACAUGUUACUGAUCAUCUCCCUCACAGUCUCUCCUCCUCAUCCAAAGUUCUGCCUCAACUCAAAUCAAUCACUUGACAACCCCUGCACCCCAGAACGUGGGCUGAAAGCAGAGGUACUGUCACCUUCUUGUAAGAAGCGCACACAUUAUCUACCUGUGCAUCACUACUGUGAAACAUCCCUUCUAAGCAGUUCUCGCUGCACAUAUUGUCAGACAGAAACACUGACCACGGGAGCUAUUAGCUACGUUCAAAUACAGAUUUUCCUAAACCAC
Molecule: messenger RNA, 2262 nt
Organism: Pseudopipra pipra
Lineage: Eukaryota; Metazoa; Chordata; Aves; Passeriformes; Pipridae
Gene: CINP
Product: cyclin dependent kinase 2 interacting protein
Exons: 6
Coding region: 16-1059 (347 amino acids)
Source: RefSeq, a predicted model, not a curated record